Molecule: messenger RNA, 427 nt
Organism: Solanum stenotomum
Lineage: Eukaryota; Viridiplantae; Streptophyta; Magnoliopsida; Solanales; Solanaceae
Product: snakin-2-like
Exons: 4
Coding region: 102-422 (106 amino acids)
Source: RefSeq, a predicted model, not a curated record
UGCACCCAAAAAAGAGUACCAAAGUGGUCAUCACAAACUACAAGAAAAAAGGCAAAAUACCAAAAAUAAAACAUUUCAUUCAAAAACUCAAAAAAAAAAAAAUGUCUUCAAGAUUGCUUAUUCUUUUCACUUUCUUCCUCUUCUGCCUACUUGUUCAAGUCUCUUCUGAUAUUGACAUUGAAGACCACCAAAAUCAGGUGGUGAGAGGAGGUAACAGGAGACUCUUGCCCUAUGUGGAUUGUGGAGGACUAUGCAAAGUGAGAUGUAGCAGGCACUCAAGACCAAAUUUAUGCAGCAGAGCUUGUGGGACUUGUUGUAUGAGGUGCAAAUGUGUUCCUCCAGGCACUUUUGGUAACAGAGAAAUUUGUGGCAAAUGCUACACAGACAUGACUACUCAUGGAAACAAGACCAAGUGCCCUUAAUUUAU